This is a messenger RNA of Diabrotica balteata, 820 nucleotides long. Lineage: Eukaryota; Metazoa; Arthropoda; Insecta; Coleoptera; Chrysomelidae. The record is from the annotation of a GenBank genome assembly.
CUAUAAAUCAGUGAUGUUUAUUGUUUAUUUUACUAAUUAAAACCAUUAAAACUUUGAAAAUGGAAAACCCGAAAAUCAUUUUAGUGUUUAGCGGCAAAAGAAAAUCUGGGAAAGAUUAUUUAUGUGAGAAACUUAAAUGUAUGUUUAAGAAUCCUACAAGAAACAACAAAGUACAAAUCAAGCUAGGAGAAGACAAGUGUUGUCUUCUUCGAAUAUCAGAACCUCUUAAAAGAGUUUAUGCUAGAGAUCACAAUUUAGAUUUAGAAGAAUUGUUAAGUGAUGGACCAUACAAAGAAAUUCAUAGGCACAACAUGAUAAAGUGGAGUGAAGAAAUAAGGGAAAAAGAUCCUGGCAUUUUUUGUAAAGCAGCUUGUGACAAAGUGUCUGAUGUGCCAAUUUGGAUAGUUUGUGAUAUUAGACGAAAAACAGACAUUAAGUGGUUUAAGGAGACGUAUGGAGAGCUUGUCAAAAGUAUAAGAAUAUCAGCUGAUAUUGAAGUCAGAAAAGAUAGAGGCUGGAUUUUUACAAAAGAUGUAGAUGAUGCUCCAUCAGAAUGUAAUUUGGAUGAUUUUGAAUAUUGGGAUCUCCAAGUAUCCAAUAACAGUAGCGAAGACAGCCAAAAUGCCUUGAAAAAAAUAUUAGAACUUGUACCUGAGUAUUAACUCAGAAAGAGAUCGUGAGAGAUUAAAAGUAAUAAAUACAGUAUAAAAUUUUAUAUUUACUUGUACUUGUUUUUAUAGAUUAUAAUAUUGUUAUUUUUUAAAUAAAUUUGAACUUUUUGUACUGCUUUAUAGUAUAAGUAAUAAAAUAAAGUUUUUUG